AUGUGCAAGCAGACAACAAAACAUUGCCUUAACUGCGGAUUCAGCAAAGAUCAUGAUCGGGAUUCAAACAAAUUUUUGGCCAAAUAUUGCUGCCAAUGCCCAUUCGGGGAAGCUAAACUCCAAGGAGAGGAGCCAGUUUGCAUUUGCAAAAAGGGGCCCAAUGAUCUCGACACAAAUUUGCUAUCCCAGCAGCUUGAGGGAUCUUUGACCCUGGAAGAUACCGAGUUCAAGACAUGUAAAGAGUUGGCUCAAAGGUUUUAUGAAUCAUUGUCUCUCGACUAUCCCAAGGCCAAGAUAGAUAAAGGGCUAGCUCAAAAGCUUGAGGAAUCAUUGACCAUCGAUGAUACCGAACAAGAACCUGGUACUCCGGGCCCGUCUCGAAACCGAUAUAGAUCUACCCCGCAGUCGUCUCGUACUCGGACUAGAAGUCCCUAUUACAUGUCUCGUGACAGAUCUAGAAGCCCACCUCGUAACCGAAGCCCACGUCCGUUCCGUGACAGGUCUAGCCCAUAG
Orbilia oligospora ATCC 24927 is the source of this 513-nucleotide messenger RNA. RefSeq lists its product as uncharacterized. Lineage: Eukaryota; Fungi; Ascomycota; Orbiliomycetes; Orbiliales; Orbiliaceae. Bases 1 to 513 code for a protein of 170 amino acids. The record is from RefSeq and is a predicted model, not a curated record. The transcript has 2 exons.